Molecule: messenger RNA, 1316 nt
Organism: Camellia sinensis
Lineage: Eukaryota; Viridiplantae; Streptophyta; Magnoliopsida; Ericales; Theaceae
Product: protein ORANGE, chloroplastic
Source: RefSeq, a predicted model, not a curated record
AGAGUCGGAGGAGAAAGAUCCGUGCCGCCCUGAUCGCCCUCUAAAACAAGAUACUCCUUCUUGUCUCCACUCCACUCCACUCCACUCCACUCCACUGCUAACGACUUCUCUCUUCCUUCUCUUCUACAUCCCAUCCCAUCCCAUCCCAUCCCAUCCCAUUGAAGACAUACACAGAGCUACGCGUUUCUAGAGAGAGAAAGAGUAGAGCAAGAGAGAGAGCGAUGGUUUGUUCAGGUCGAAUAUUGGCGGUUUCAUACCCUGUGACGCCACUCUUACAGCGCAAUUCGCCAUGGUCGAAGAACUCGAGAUUUAUUCAAGUAAAGUUGAGAUCCAAACACAUAUGCCCAUCCAUGGCUUUGGACCCCGAGGGUUCUUCAUUUGCUCCUUCUAUUGAUUCCGACUCAUCUGAUAAAAACUCCUCUGGGUUUUGUAUCAUUGAAGGACCUGAAACAGUGCAGGAUUUUGCCAAAAUGGAAUUGCAAGAAAUUCAAGAUAAUAUUCGAAGCCGGCGAAACAAAAUAUUUUUGCAUAUGGAGGAGGUUCGCCGGCUCCGGAUACAACAGAGGAUAAAAAAUGCUGAACUUGGAAUCCAAAAUGAAGAACAAGAAAAUGAACUUCCAAAUUUUCCUUCAUUCAUUCCAUUCUUGCCUCCAUUGAGCUCAGCGAAUCUUAGGCUGUACUAUGCGACUUGUUUCUCUCUUAUCGGCGGGAUUAUCAUUUUUGGUGGUCUUCUAGCACCUACUCUGGAGCUAAAGUUGGGACUAGGAGGCACAUCAUAUGCAGACUUUAUUCAGAGUGUGCAUCUGCCAAUGCAGUUGAGUCAGGUUGAUCCCAUCGUGGCAUCGUUCUCUGGGGGAGCAGUUGGAGUGAUCUCAGCUUUGAUGGUGGUUGAAAUAAAUAAUGUAAAACAGCAGGAGCAUAAAAGAUGCAAGUACUGUCUUGGAACAGGAUAUCUUGCUUGUGCUCGCUGUUCAAGCUCAGGAGCGCUUGUCCUUGUUGAACCAGUUUCAACUGUUAAUGGUGGAGAUCAGCACCUAGCACCUCCUAAAACUGAACGAUGUUCAAACUGUUCGGGUUCUGGAAAGGUCAUGUGCCCUACCUGCCUGUGUACAGGGAUGGCGAUGGCAAGUGAGCAUGACCCUCGGAUUGAUCCAUUUGAUUAGAAAAGCAUAUCAUUUCUUACUUCGCCCUCAAUUCCAUGUAUGAUUUUCUGCUGCAUCUACACAUUCAUGACAAGUCCUAACAUCUUCUGUAUAAUUGUAAUCCUUUUACUAAGGGAGAAACCUCAUUUUUCGUAAUAUAAGAUGUUUGAAGAA